AUGAAAUCUGCUGAGAUCACCGCUGAGGAAGUUUCUCCUAAAAAAAAUGUUGAAAAAUUGGAGGAUGAAAAAGGAAGAAAAAUUAAAAAGAUGAACCCUGUGGAGGUCAGAGAUGAGGAUGUUUAUCCUAAACCCAUUAUAGAAACUAAGGAUAUAAUCGAUGAGAUGGAAUCUAUAUAUAUCCACGAAGAGGACAAGGCAGUUUCUUUUGCGUCUGAGACACAACAAGAUAAAUUUCUUACAGCUAAUGAAGAUGAUGAUGAUGAUUCAAAAUAUGAAAUAGAGAGAGCUAAUGAAGAUGAAAAAAUGGAUGAUAGAAAGAAGGCAAAACUUGAGCCACCAGAUUCUAGUCCACCGACUUCUGCUUGGACAGAGAAAGCAGCUGCGAUCAAGAACUUUGUUAGAUUGAAAAGUGUAGUUGCAGUACACACAGUCAUCCGUCGUCUUUCAGGGAAAAUGAAUUAUGAGAAUGCUGUUCAUGACACAAUAGAUUAUGAAACAAAAUUCGCGGAAUCUCCUAAAGCAGAGGGAAAGUCGUCCAUAUGGAAUCCCUUAAGCUAUUUGAAGAUGAUGCAGAAUGAUGAUUUGGUUGAUAAAGUACAAAUUACAAAUGUGAAUGCAGAGUUGGAGCCUGUAGUAAUGAAAGGUAGGAUUGUACUUUAUACAAGACUAGGGUGUGAGGAAUGCAGAGAAUGUAGGUUUUAUUUGCAUGGAAAGAGGCUUAGAUAUGUUGAGAUAAAUAUUGAUAUCUACCCAUCUAGAAAGAAGGAUCUAGAAAAUAUUAGUGGAUCAUCUUCUUCAGAUGUUCCUACGGUAUUCUUCAAUGCAGAAUUGGUUGGGAGUUUUAAGGAGCUUAAGGAAUUGGAUGAAUCAGGAGAACUUGAUGAGAAGAUUAGACAUUUGAUAGUUGAAGCCCCACCUAAGGAAGCUCCUUUGCCACCAUUCUCAGGAGAAGACGAUGCAUCAAGUAAAGGUCAUGUAGAUGAACUAGCUUUAAUAGUGCGGAAAAUGAAGCCUUGCAUCAUUAAGGAUCGAUUUUAUAAGAUGCGAAGGUUCAAAAACUGUUUCUCAGGUUUAGAUGUUGUGGAUUUCUUAUCGUCUGAUCAACGUUUAGAAAGAGAUGAGGCCAUUGAAGUUGCUAGAAAACUUGCAAGCCAACUCUUCUUUCAACAUGUUUUAGAUGAGAAUAUGUUUGAAGAUGGGAAUCACUUGUACCGAUUUCUAGAUGAUGACCCUGUUGUGUCAUCUCAAUGCCAUAACAUCCCUAGAGGAAUAACUGAGAUAAAGCCAAGGCCAAUCGUUGAAAUCGCGUCAAGACUUAGACUUUUGUAUCGAGCAAUUCUUGAAGCUUACACUUCGCCAGAUGGUAAACAUGUUGACUACAGAAGCAUCCAUGGAAGUGAAGAGUUUGCAAGGUAUGUAUAUAAAUUCUCUUUACCUGUGUUGUUUCUAUUAUUAUUUUUUAUUUCUAAUCCAAGUAUCAAUCUUUGCCCAAGGUACCUGCGAAUAAUCCAAGAGCUCCAUAGGGUAGAGCUAGUAGAUAUGCCGAGAGAGGAAAAGCUCGCCUUCUUUAUUAAUCUUUAUAACAUGAUGGCUAUUCAUGCAAUACUUGUAUGGGGACAUCCAGUAGGACCACUCGAGCGAACAAAGAUGUUUGGAGAGUUCAAGUAUGUUAUUGGUGGCUACACUUAUUCGCUCUCGACUAUCCAAAAUGGUAUUAUAAGGGGUAACCAGCGACAGCCAUACCAUCUUAUGAAACCUUUUACUGAAAAAGAUAAACGGUCCAUGGUUGCGCUACCUUAUGCAGAGCCUUUAAGUCAUUUUGCUCUGGUUUGUGGUACUCGUUCUGGACCACCUCUCCGUUGCUUCUCACCUGGAGAAAUCGACAAAGAACUCAUGGAGGCAACUCGGGAUUUUUUAAGAAAAGGUGGGCUCAUUGUUGAUCUCAAUUCCAAAGUUGCAUACAUUAGCAAAAUUUUUAACUGGUAUGGGGUAGAUUUUGGAAACGGUGAAAAGGAAGUACUAAAGCAUGCAUCAACCCACUUGGAACCCCAACUUUCAGAAGCUUUAUUGGAUCUGCUAGUUGAUACUCAGUUUAGGGUUGUCUACCAAACAUAUGACUGGGGACUUAACAACUAA
Messenger RNA from Eruca vesicaria subsp. sativa (arugula), 2139 nucleotides. Lineage: Eukaryota; Viridiplantae; Streptophyta; Magnoliopsida; Brassicales; Brassicaceae. The record is from the annotation of a GenBank genome assembly.